CGACGCUUUUAAACACGAAACCUAAUAAAUAGUGUCCACUCACAAAAAUUGAAGCCAACCUAAAUUUCAUGUUAGUCGGAAGUAAUUGAGAAGCUCUCCGAACGCUUCCGUUGGUUCUCUUGUUGAAUUUUAUAUGAAGAAAAAGCUGAGAGUUGCAGAAGAUCAAAUUACCUGUACACGAGAUGACAAGUUUUGCCUUCAUAACUGGCGCAAUUAUUUUUUUAAUUCAAUUUGCACCAAAUCAGUGCCAAGUCUCGCUAAGGUUACAAGGGCCAUCAAGUGGCAAUGGUGCUGGCCGGGUGGAAAUAUUGCACAAAGGUUACUGGGGGACAAUCUGUGAUGAUGGAUGGGAUAUGAAAGAUGCUAAAGUAGCAUGUCGUCAACUUGGUUAUCAAGAUGUUGCAAGAACUCUUCAGAGAAACGAGGUUCCUUCUGGUUCUGGAAAUAUUUGGCUAGUUGCUCUUGAUUGUACUGGAGAGGAAGAAAAUAUUGCAAGCUGUUAUAAUAAUGGUUGGGGGAUUCAUUCCUGCACCCAUUCUCAAGAUGCCGGAGUAGAAUGUUCUAGCACAGAUUUUUCCACUUCUCCAGUAAAACUGCGGUUGCAAGGACCAUUAAGUGCAAAUGGUAUUGGUCGUGUUGAAGUAUUAUAUCAUGGAUAUUGGGGGACAAUCUGUGAUUAUGGAUGGGAUACGCAAGAUGCUAGAGUUGUAUGUCGUCAACUUGGUUAUAAUCUAGAUCACGUACACAGUAGAACUCUUUAUAGAAACCUGGUCCCUUCUGGUUCGGGACAGAUAUGGUUAGCACACGUAGCUUGUAAUGGAAAGGAAAAUAAUAUUAGAAGUUGUUCUCAUAAUGGUUGGGGGGCUAAUAAACAUUGUUCUCAUUCUUACGACGCCGGAGUUGAAUGUUCUGGCACAGAUUUGUCAGCUACGCCUGUUUCCAUCCGGUUACAAGGACCGUUGAGUACAAAUGGUACUGGUCGUGUUGAAGUAUUUUUUAACGGACAUUGGGGGACAAUCUGUGAUUAUGGAUGGGAUUUAAGAAAUGCGAGAGUUGUAUGUCGUCAACUUGGUUAUAAAGACGCCGUCAGAACACUUCGUAGGAACACUUUUCCUUCAGGUUCAGGAAUUAUAUGGCUAGCUUACAUCGCAUGUAAUGGGGAAGAACAAAACAUCACAAGUUGUACGCACAGUCCUUGGGGAGAUCAUUAUUGUUCUCAUUCCCGAGACGCUGGAGUGGAAUGUUCCAUAACUGAUUUUGCAGAUGAGGCUAUAAGAAUAAGAUUGCAAGGACCGUCAAGUGCAAAUGGUACUGGUCGUGUGGAAUUAUUCUAUCAUGGAUAUUGGGGGACAAUCUGUAGAAAUGGAUGGCAUAUGAGAAACGCCAUGAUUGCAUGUCGUCAACUUGGUUAUGAUCUAGAUCAUACGUACGUUACGACAAUUCCUAGAUAUCGUGUUCCUUCUGGUUCAGGACCUGUAUGGUUAUCUCGCGUCUCUUGUACUGGGGAAGAACAAAAUUUAACAAGCUGUUCUCACAAUGGUUGGGGAAACAAUUAUUGCUCUCAUUCUGAAGACAUCGGAGUACAAUGUUCUACCAAAGAGGCUGUAUUUGUAAGGUUGCAAGGACCAUCAAGUUCAAAUGGUACUGGUCGUGUUGAAGUAUUAUAUCGUGGACAAUGGGGGACAAUUUGUGAUGAUAGUUGGGAUAUGAGAGAUGCUCAGGUUGUAUGUCGUCAACUUGGUUAUGAAGAUGCUGCCAGACCCCUUCAAGGCAGCCAGGUUCAUUCUGGUUCUGGAAAAAUAUGGUUGGAUGAUGUUGAUUGCACAGGAACAGAACGGACUAUAGCAAGUUGCUCUCAUUGGGGUUGGGGUUUUCAUAAUUGUAGACAUUCCGAAGAUGCGGGAGUUGAAUGUAGUUCAACAGAUUUCUCACCAACACCUGUGCUGGUCAGGUUGCAAGGACCGCAGAGUGCAAAUGGUACUGGUCUUGUUGAAGUAUUGUAUCGUGGAUAUUGGGGAACAAUCUGUGAUAGUCGUUGGGAUAUGAGAGGUGCUCAAGUUGUAUGUCGGCAACUUGGUUAUGCAGAUGUUGUUAGAAUUCUUGAAAGGUCCCAGGUUUCUUCUGGUUCCGGACAAAUAUGGUUAGCUUAUGUCGCUUGUACCGGGGAAGAGAAGAAUAUUACGAGUUGUUCCCAUAAUGGUUGGGGGAAAGCCUUUUGCUCCCAUACCUCCGUCGCAGGAGUAGAAUGUUCCUCAACAGAAUUUUUAGGUACACCUGUUUCGGCCAGAUUACAAGGACCUUCAAGUGGAACAGGAACUGGUCGGCUUGAGGUAUUCUAUCAUGGUCAAUGGGGAACAGUUUGUAAUUAUGGAUGGGAUAUAAGAGACACUAGAGUUAUUUGUCGUCAACUUGGUUAUCCCGAUUUUGUUAGAACUCUUCGAAGAAACGAGGUUCCCUCUGGUUCUGGACAGAUAUGGUUUUCUUACGUCGCUUGUUCUGGGGAAGAACAAAACAUAACAAGUUGUUCUUAUAGAUGGGACUAUCUUCAUUGCUCGCAUUCUGACGACGUUGGAGUAAAAUGUUCAAGAACAGCUAUAACUGCGUCAGUUAGGUUACAAGGACCAUUAAGUGACGAUGGUAUUGGUCGUGUCGAGGUAUUCUUCAACGGAACCUGGGGAACUAUCUGUGAUUCCGGUUGGGAUUUGAAAGAUGCUAGGGUUGUGUGUCGUCAACUUGGUUAUCAAAAUGUUGCUCGGGCCCUUUAUAAGAAUCAGGUUCCUUCUGGUUCUGGACAGAUAUGGCUACAAAAUCUCGAAUGUACUGGCUCAGAGCGUAAUAUUGCAAAUUGUGUUCAUGGAGGUUGGGGUGUUACUUCUUGCUCACAUUCAAGAGUUGUAGGAGUUGAAUGUAGUACAACAGAUUUUUCAGCCUCGCCUGUGUCGCUAAGGUUGCGCGGACCUUCACGUGAAAAAGGGGCAGGUCGUGUUGAAGUGUUCUAUCAUGGAUAUUGGGGUACAAUCUGUGAUUAUUCAUGGGAUUUCAAAGAUGCUAGGGUUGUGUGUCAUCAACUUGGCUAUCUGGAUGCUGUUAAAACUCUUGAAAGAAACGAAUUCCCUCCAGGUUCAGGACAAGUGUGGUUAAGAAAUGUCUAUUGUACUGGGGAAGAGCACAAUAUAACAAGUUGUUCUCAUAGUUCUUGGGGAGUUAGUCCUUGCACCCAUGAUCGUGAAGCUGGAGUUCAAUGUUCUACAACAGCCAUAACGGCACCAAUUAGGUUACAAGGACCAUCAAGUAAAGAAGGUACUGGUCGUGUUGAAUUAUUCUACAAUGGACAAUGGGGGACAAUUUGUGAUACAGAAUGGGAUUUGAGAGAUGCUAGGGUUGUAUGUCGUGAACUUGGAUAUCCUGAUGCCGUUCAAACUCUUAAAACGAACAAGGUUCCUCCUGGCUCAGGAAAAAUAUGGUUAUCCGAUGUUGGUUGCACUGGGAAAGAACAAAAUAUUGCAAGUUGUAUUCAUAGUGGUUGGGGAGAAGCUCCUAAUUGCUAUCAUUCUCUAGACGCUGGAGUUAAAUGUUCCAGGACAGUAAUAACUGCGUCACUCAGGCUACAAGGGCCACUGAACGAUGUUGGUACUGGUCGUGUUGAGGUAUUGUACAAGGGAGAAUGGGGAACAAUCUGUGACAAUGGAUGGGAUUUGCGAGAUGCCAGGGUUGUAUGUCGUCAGCUUGGUUACCACAACGUAUUGAGGACUCUUCCGAGGAGCGAGGUUAUCCCUGGUUCCGGACCGAUAUGGUUAGCUAAAGUUAAGUGUACGGGAGAAGAAGAAAAUAUUAAAAGUUGUUUACAUGAUGGUUGGGGUGUCAGUUAUAGUCCGUGUUCUCAUGAUCGAGACGCCGGAGUAGAAUGUUCUCCGACAGAGAGACCAAAUGUAACAGUCAAUUGCUCCAGUUUAAUCGCAGUAAAUGUUGGUGAUGAUAUAACAUGCUUGUGUGAAGGAAAAGGUGGAAAACCUCCAGCCAAUGUGACAUGGUAUAAAGAUGGCGUCCAGUUUGGAGACACAGAACAGGAGCAAAACGUGUUAACUCUCAGAAAUGUCAAUGAAACAGAUAAUGGAACAUUCAAAUGUGUUGGAAAAAGCUACACUCUCACGGAUGAGAAAUCAAUUGAAGUCGAUUUUUAUUACGAAAAAUCACCCUCCAAAGAUUCGAAGGGCGGAACUCAAUGGCAUAUUCCUUUUAUCAUCGUCGUGGCUGCAAUUAUUGUUCUACUUUGUGUUGCAUAUGCUGUUGUGUAUUAUCGUCGACGAUGGUUAGGAAACAGAAAUGCUGGAUCGAGUACCGGUGCUCAAGAUACAAAUGCAGCUGAAAUUUACGAAGAGGUUAAUCUUAAAAAUUUGGCGCAAAACCGCUACCAGUCACCAGGAGAUGCCGUAAAGGAUGAUUACUCAAGUUAUGCAGAAUUAGAUAAAGUGAGAGAUGCAGAAAACACUUAUCAAAGUUUAAAAUAACUAGUUGCGAUAAUAAGAUAAUGACAUACGUGCAUGCAUUUAAAAUAUUUAUAAGUAGACUUGCUUAUCAGACAAUUUCCAGCAAAUAUUAUUAAAAAAUACAUUUACUAAAGUUAAGGGUGCUUAAUAGUAUUACGUAAUCAUCUAAACGGAAUUUGGCCUAUGGCCCAUCGCCCAUAUACCAUUGCUGUAAGUAACUUCCUUAGAAAUGACUAGUUACAAAUAUUCGUUAUAAUUUUCAGUAACCGCAACGGUAACUCGUUUUUAUUUUUAAGGUAGCGGUAACGGUGUAGGGUAGCGGUAACGGUGGCGGUAACUAAUUAAAAAAAGCAUUUAAAACUAAAACGCCGGAUUACAAGUUGUAAUACAUUCAGGACAAGUUACAUUUUUGAAUAAAAAAUUAAGAAAUCAUUAUGUUCAUACAAGCUUGCAUCACAUUGAAUGCAAGCGUGCUAUUUUGUCGAGGCACGGUCGGAACUAAUCAGAAUGCUAAAAAUUGUGUUUAGUUCUAAUAGAAAAAAAUUGUUUUUCUUAGUUGUUUUUUUUACGUUUCU
Molecule: messenger RNA, 5062 nt
Organism: Dendronephthya gigantea
Lineage: Eukaryota; Metazoa; Cnidaria; Anthozoa; Malacalcyonacea; Nephtheidae
Product: deleted in malignant brain tumors 1 protein-like
Exons: 16
Coding region: 183-4508 (1441 amino acids)
Cellular component (GO): membrane
Source: RefSeq, a predicted model, not a curated record